AUGAGUUCUUUAACUGAGAAACCUCAUAACUGGUUUUGGUUUCUUCAAUCCAAGUGGUUGAUGGUUAACUUUUGCAAGACACAUUUGUCAGAGCAGGUGCACAAAUUGCAAGGAAGGUUCACAUCACUGCAUUGGUUACUGAAAAGGAGUAUGGAUUCACGAAAAUUCUGCGGUGCCUCAGCUGUACCGGUACAGCCGGCUAUCCAACGGCUAAGUUUCCAUGUUAAAAAAGGAUGGCUGAGAUUCAAUGACUUGGUGACCUGUUGA
Messenger RNA from Prunus armeniaca (apricot), 267 nucleotides. The record is from the annotation of a GenBank genome assembly. NCBI's taxonomy places the organism in Eukaryota, Viridiplantae, Streptophyta, Magnoliopsida, Rosales, Rosaceae.